Messenger RNA from Aspergillus melleus, 537 nucleotides. RefSeq lists its product as uncharacterized. The record is from RefSeq and is a predicted model, not a curated record. The transcript is spliced from 2 exons. Bases 1 to 537 code for a protein of 178 amino acids. Lineage: Eukaryota; Fungi; Ascomycota; Eurotiomycetes; Eurotiales; Aspergillaceae.
AUGUCAUCUGCUCAGGAUGUCAACCCAAUCCUCCCUCUCGAUCAGCCUGCUACCGCUGAGACCCCUAAUGAGAAAGUACUAUCCCUCGACCUCGAAGAGAACGACUUCCUCUAUCGAAUGCGGAAAAACCAACGAAUUGUCUACGUCUCCGUCUUGGACGGUGACAUCCUCCCCCCUGACUCUUAUGGCAGGACAGACAGCUACCAAAUCCUGUCAAAGCUGCAAAACAUCCCAGAAUGGAACGAGGCCUGGACUACACUCACAGUCCGAAGAAACCCUCAUGGCGUUAUCGAAAGUACUCCGGACGAAUUUCAUCCUCACGGUCUAGAUCUCAAAAGCCUUGACGUUACGUCUACUAGUGUCCCGUUCUACGACUUCACCGAUUUGACCGUUACAUCACGGAUCAGCGAUCGUUUAUCCCGAGUGAAUUUGAAUUAUGGCGAUGGCGAGUCCUUGAUCCUAAAGAUCGCGCGAUUCGCACAUGAAUUCCCAUACGUCCAACGCGAAAUAUCAAUUUUUGAAAUAAUCUUCUUUUAG